Messenger RNA from Paramuricea clavata, 1572 nucleotides. The record is from the annotation of a GenBank genome assembly. NCBI's taxonomy places the organism in Eukaryota, Metazoa, Cnidaria, Anthozoa, Malacalcyonacea, Plexauridae.
AUGUUGGAAGAAAUAGCUGGCAUGUUUUUGUCAUUAUUUUCGCUUUUCUGGAGCGAUAGACCCCGCGUAUCUUUUCGAGAACAAAUUGACUCGGAAGAAGGAGGGGUAGAUGAUGAUAGAUGGCAACCGUAUAUCAAUGAAGAAUACGAGAACUUUCAUACCAACAAACGGUUAAGCUCAGUGUUGGUUAAUGGAAGAUUAACAGAUUAUACAAGGCUUGAUGGUACUUCGUCUGGACGGAGGACUUAUUGGGAGUCGAUUCGGAGAAGUUUAUGGACAACUCUGAGAAUUACGUUCGCUAUAUUCAUACCGACAACUUUGACACUGGCGUUUCUUUUUAUUGAUUUAAACACAACGGAUCUUUGUUUGGAGUGGCAAUAUCACAAUAACACUUUACCAUUUUCUGUAAAACGACUUCGUUUGAUCGGUGACAGUGUUGAAGCGGUGAUAACCAAUCUUUGGUUUCCGCUAACAAUGGUAGUUUUAUUUGGAUGGAAAGAGUUUAAACUGAGGUUUUUGUCCACCUUUUACGUCGCUUUUAUCUUCGGAGAAACGACAGUAAUUUAUUACUUAUUUUUGCUAGUAUUUGGUGUCUACGGUACGAGCGUGUAUUACAGAUAUUCUGCAAAUGCGCUGUUCUUUAUUGGUAUAAUCUGCUGUUGCAUUCUCGUGCUUCGCAAUAUCCGAGCGAACCGAUCGAGGAAUCAUACAUUGUCCUAUUCUAAGUUUCAUAUUUUGGCUUUAGUUUCAGCAGAGUUCAUGGCAUGUUCUGUACUGGCAGUGACCUACAGAUACGCUAUAGUGCCUUUUUUUAAUAGCGUAAAACAAGAAAUUUACAAAUUCUUGGUAGCUGUGAUGGUGCCAGGAUUAACCAUUAUCCCUGCGGCAAUUUGUAAGCACAUAGCGUUGAGACGAAGCUCCGAGGUUGUACACCCCGGCCGGAGUUUUGUCCUAGUGUACAUUAUCCGAGUAUACAGUAUACUCUUAUACCGCACAAUGCAAGCAGAUUUGAAAAACAUUCGGCUUUUUAUUGGGUUAUCUCUGUUCUCUGGUUUUCUGAACUUUUUGGAAAAGGCGACCCAUCGAAUACGGAUGAAAUUGUGGACAUAUAUUAUCUCACUUUUGAAUCGAACUGCUUGCUGUCAGGGGCUCAAUGAAUUGCCUCAAGAUACACCGCAUUAUAGACGGUUAAAAGCGGACUUAGAAAUUCAAGAUAUGCUUUUUGAAUACAGUACACUUGUUUUAAGCCAAGGUUACUUCGUGUUGUACUUUGUAGAAAGUUUUCAACUUUCGGUGUCGUCUUUCUGUUUGGAAUCUCUGAAAAGAGUUGCAAUUGGCAUGGGAAUCGACUUCUUUUUCAAUUGCCUUUCAAAUUUUGUGCAAAUCCAUUACUACAAUAUUCCAGUUGGUCGCGUUUGGACGAAGUACUGGAAGCGACAUAGGUUGGCUAACUUCAUCAUCGUCAUUGUGAUAGUGUCAUACUUCAGCCCCGUCCUUGCUUCGGUUUUUCAAGCACGGGAGACUGGGACAAGUAACACACAGUAUAUAGUCAGAAAUUGUACAUUUUUCUAG